GGCAGGGACUGAUCGGACUGCAGCUUUCCAAAAAACAGUCAGAAAACGGAAUUUUUAAUCAUCGAUCAUGUCUCUGAACAACUUCUACUUUAAGGACUCUUCCUUUUUCUCACUCCGGACUUUUCUCCUGUGCUCGGCUUUGUCCGUCUGGACCCCUGUACAAGGUGAGGUUCUGGUGAUCGGUUCAAAUCUUCCAAUCAUCGCCGCGCCAGGUGAUGAUGUCAUCCUGCCGUGUCACCUGGAGCCCAUGUUCAAUGUCCAGGGUCUGACGGUGGAGUGGUCCAAACCCGACAUGAAGCCCGACCCGUCGGACCGGCUGAGCCGAGUGGAGUACGUUCACCUGUACAGGGACAGGAAGGAGGUCCCCGACAUGAAGAUGGCCUCGUACUUCAGGAGGACGGAGCUGUUCAUGGACGACAUGAAACACGGGAACAUUUCACUGAAGAUCCUGAACGUGUCGGAGGAAGACAACGGCAGAUACAGAUGUUUCAUCCCCAAGCUGCAGAGCACAGUCAAGUCUGCAAUCGUUGAACUUGUAGUCGAUCCAAAUUUCUCUGAUACCUCGACGAUGGAGAUGCUGCUGCUUCCUAAAAACCUCCAAACUCCUGAUCCUCAAGAUGUGACUCAGAGAAAUGUAGGUCGGUCCAGGGUCUUUGUGGGCGUCGCUUUCAUGGCCUUAAUAUCAGUUGCUGCUUUUGCAGCAUAUUUUUCCCUUCGCCUGGUUCAGAAACAAAAAAAACAUCGAGAGGAUGAAGGGACCCAAAGCCAGCUAUGACAAUCUAGCUGUAUUGCUUAAAACAGGCUGAUGAUAAUAUUUCAUGAAGCAUUAAAAUUUAUCUUUACAGGAUCUUCACAGCAGACUCUCCUGUCC
Molecule: messenger RNA, 871 nt
Organism: Neolamprologus brichardi
Lineage: Eukaryota; Metazoa; Chordata; Actinopteri; Cichliformes; Cichlidae
Source: RefSeq, a predicted model, not a curated record